Carya illinoinensis is the source of this 1977-nucleotide messenger RNA. RefSeq lists its product as uncharacterized. Bases 1 to 1977 code for a protein of 658 amino acids. The record is from RefSeq and is a predicted model, not a curated record. The transcript has 5 exons. Lineage: Eukaryota; Viridiplantae; Streptophyta; Magnoliopsida; Fagales; Juglandaceae.
AUGUCUAGUUGUCAAUCAACCGGUGCUACAUCUACAACACUUGCUCCUAUAAGAUCAGAAGAUCCAGCAUGGACCCAUGCACGUGCAGUGCCAGGGGCUAAAAAUAAUACUGAAUGUUUAUAUUAUAAUAAAGUAAUUAGAGGUGGCGGGAUCACUCGGUUGAAGUAUCAUCUAGCUGGGAUUCCAGGCAAUGUAGAAGCAUAUAAAAAGGUCUCUGAAGAUGUAAAAUGGCAAAUGAAAGAGUUGCUUGAUGAAAUGAAAAGAAGCAAAGAGAAAAAAAGAAAAAUAAGCUCGAAAAUUGGAGGCGAUAUAGAUUUAACAUCUGAUGAUAUUGAUGAUAGUAAUAGUAUGGAGGGACAGUCUCAGCUUUCAAAAGGUAAGAAGAAGUCGAGAGAAUCUGGACCUGAAAAAUCAAUGGGGAGAUUAAGUAGAUUUUUUGCUCCAAGAACAACUCCUGGGGCCCAACCUUCAAUUAAGAGUUCUAUGUAUUCGAAUGAGAUGCUUACACAAGCAAAGAUGGUUGUAGCACACUGGUGGUAUGAUUCUAAUCUGCCUUUUAAUGCAGCUCAAUCCAAGUUUUAUCAACCAGCUAUCAAUGCCAUGACUGCUAUCGAGUCAGGAUUCAAGGGCCCUUCUUUAUAUGAGUUGAGAGGAAAUUUGUUAAAAAUGGCUGUGAAUGAGGUUCAAGAGUAUUUGCAACAAAUUAAGAAGAUUUGGAAUGAUAUUGGUUGUACACUAAUGGCAGAUGGUUGGACAAAUCAGAAGCAACAAUCAAUAAUCAACUUUUUAGUUUAUUGUCCGAAAGGUAUAAUGUUCUUGAAGUCUGUUGAUACAUCUGGCCUUAGAAAAGAUGCUGAAACAUUGUUUAAUAUUUUUUAUCAGGUUGUUCAAGAAAUUGGAGCUGAGAAUCUUGUGCAGUUCAUAACGGAUAAUGAUGCAAAUUAUAAAGCUGCAGAAAAAAAGUUACAGCAGAAGUAUGACUCUUUCUACUGGUCCCCUUGUGCAGCUCAUUGCACAGACUUGAUGUUGAAGAAUUUUUCUGAUUCAAGAUAUUUUCCUCUUAUUGAUGAUACUAUAAAAAAGGCAAAAAAGAUAACAAAGUUCAUCUAUAACCAUGGUUGGGUUUUGGCAUUGAUGAGAAAAGAUUUCACCAAAGGUCAUGAUUUGUGUCAUCCUGCAAUUAUAAGGUUUGCGACAAAUUUUUUAAAUAUCCAAUGCUUGCUCUUGUUUAAGAAAGAAUUGAGACAAAUGUUUACGUGUGAUAAAUGGAUUGCAUCAAGUCAUUCUAAAAGCAUAAGAGGGAAAGAGAUAGCUGAGAUUGUUUUAGAAGAUAAAGAGUUUUGGGCUCAAUAUCAAUUUAUUGUUAAAAUUAGUGAGCCUUUGGUUCGUGCUCUACGACGUGUUGACGGGGAUGAGAAGCUUGCAAUGGGAUACUUGUAUGAUGCAAUGGAAAGAGCCAAAGAGAACAUAAAAGCAAGAUGUAAUAACAAAGUUAGUGUAUUCAGUCCAUUCACCAUAAUCAUUGAUUCUAGAUGGGAUAAGCAGCUUCACAGUCUAUUACUUGCGAUAGAACUUGAUCCCGAUGAUCAAGACAAGAUCAUUGCAGAACUUGACUUGUAUAAUAAUGCAGUAGGUGAGUUUGGACAUGCUUUAGCAAUCCGUCAGCGUGAUAAGCUUAAUCCAGUUGUAUGGAGCAUAAAAAAGGGAAGAGAUGCUUUAGAUCCAAUCAAUCUUGAAAAUAUUGACUUGAUGGAAAAUUGGGUGAGUGAAAAAUCUGAGCUUCUUGAUGGAGAAGAUUUGGAUUGGGCAAAUAUUGAGGAGCCAUUAAUCUCACUAAAUGAGGAAGACGUUGAUAAUAUUGGUGUUGAUGUUGAUUGCCUUGACUGGUACGGCAUCCAGUACGGUAUUCAAAACAUUGGUAGAGCCACCAUGAAGCUAGGAGAUCCUCCAGUCUUCAUGGCAAGCACCCUUGUUUAA